GGCCCGUCAUGGCGGCUGCUGAGGGGCUGGGGGUCAGCGAGGAGGAGGCGGCCACACGGAGCCGGUGGGAGAGCGAGCAGUCCCUCCUGAAAGAAAGCCUGAUCUGCUCCAACACAGAACCCUGGCAGGUGCUUCCAGACUUCCCGGGAUUGGAGCGAGUUGGAGGGGUCGACAUCUCCUACAGUAAAGAAGAUGACACCAUUGCGUGUGCGUCCCUUGUGGUCCUCAGUUAUCCAGAUCUGGAGGUGAUCUAUGAGGACUGUCACAUGGUGCCCCUUGAUGCCCCCUAUGUUGCAGGUUUUCUGGCCUUUAGAGAGGUGCCAUCCUUAUCAGAAGCUGUACGCAGUCUGAUGAAAACCAAUCCAAGCCUGAUGCCUCAAGUUCUCUUUGUAGACGGCAAUGGCGUUCUGCAUCACAGGGGGUUUGGAGUGGCAUGCCACCUCGGGAUCCAAACCAGCCUGCCAUGCAUUGGGGUCGCCAAGAAUCUGCUGCAAGUAGAUGGUCUGGAGAACAAUGAAGCACAUAAGGAACAGAUACGACAGCUGAAGAAUGGAGGGGACUUCUUUAACCUGACCAGCAGCUCGGGCAGUGUUCUUGGUACGGCUUUGAAAAGUUCUGAUAAAAGCUCCAAACCCAUCUACAUUUCAGUGGGUCACAAGAUUAGCCUGGAGUCUGCUGUGCACCUGGUGCAUUCCUGCUGCAGGUACCGAGUGCCCGAGCCAAUCAGACAGUUGUCCUGCUAUGUGACAUAUGGACUUGUGUUUGCAUGGCUGUCGGUGAUACUUUGGCUGAUUACAGGGAUAUUUCCCAGUUCCUGUGUCUGGAAUGGCGUUUUCCAGUAACGUCCUCGUGUGUGCCAAUCACUCAGUUCUUUGUGUUUGAUCAGAGUGUCACCUGGAAGAUUGCACGUUCACAGAGGGAGAGCUAAAAUGUGCUUUUCUAACCAAGCCUGCUGUCACCAGACUGGAGAAAUGUGAUUCAGCUCCUUGAUUUGGAGGCAAUUAUUGUAAUGUUACUAUUUUUGGUGGAAAUGUCCAUCGAAGGGAGCCGCAAUCAGCCUGACGUGCAAACCACCUACAAGAACUGCAAGAGGACUUCGUCCUGUAUCCAUGCACAACCAUUCAUUAAUCUUUCACUGACUCAUGUACUUCACCUGAACUAGAUAGAAACUCCACCAAGCUGUGGGCGUCCUUCGCGGGGAGGGCUCCCUCAUUAAUACGUCUGCGUUGCCCAGACCCAGCAGAAUUACCGGAAAUAAGACUCCAUUAUACACCAGCUGCAUGUUUUCAAUUCAGGUAGUUCUUAAAGUAAUUAAAAUUCCCAGCCAGUGUCCGUGAAUAUUAGGGUGUACACAGCACUUAAAGGGGUCUGCCAUCAAGUGUUUUCCUUCCUCCGUCAUGUAACAUUGUGAAACGCGUCGGUACCUUGUGUCGAUAUUUUUUUAAAGUUAGUUCAGCAUAUUGUUGUUACAAUUCAUCUUCCUGGACAUUGACUUUCUGCUGCUUAGUGAAAGCCGUGACCGCACACAUUACGUCCUUUAUUGUUGGAUCCGUAAGGCCAUUGCAGAGAUGAUGGUCUCUUCCUCUGGUCUUCUCAGUGGACUCCCUCCCAGUAUUGGUCCCCUUUUAUGAAUAUAUUAAGUGGGAUCUUUUGUGACAACCAAGCAGUGUGAUGUAGAAUGAGUCUUUAGUUUAUCUACCAUGAUAGUUGGCUUGGUUCAAAGUGUCAUUUUAAAGGGACCCUCCAAACACCAUAAGCACUUCAGAUUAUUGUAUCAUUGUAGAGUAUUGCACCAUGUAAACUGCAUUGUCCAGUGAAAGGAUUCUCAGGGUGCGUCCAUGUAAACUGCAGUAGAAGAUAAACUCCCAUAGUGCCUUGUCAGCAUUAUGGGGCCUGUUCUGAAACAGCUAAAGAGCUGCCUAUUGGCCACCCCUGAUACAGCACAUGAUCUCAAUGGGGUUAAUUCAAGUUAAAGGAGAAUCGUAGGGAAUUGACAAUUUUUUGGAUAAAAUUGCCAAACACAUAGAAAUUCAUAAAUUAAACAACUUUUCGAAUCUUGCCAUUUUGGCAUGAAAUGUGUGAUUUUAUUAUCAAUUCUAUGUAAUUCCUAGUUUAGUAAAUAAACCGAUAUCAAUACAUUACACAUGGGAGCAAAUAGAUUUAGGAAACAAAUAUUCUAUUUUAUUAUCUCUGACCGGUUUGUGGCAUUGCUGUGUAUCUCCAAGUCCAAAUGGUCAACUACACAGGAGAGCAUUUUAUUGGCAAUACUACACCAUGCUAUGAUGUCACAGGUCUGAAGGUUAUCAAUGAAGACUCCUAAUUGGCAAUACUACGCCAUGCUAUGAUGUCACAGGUCUGAAGAUAAUCAACUAAGACUCCUUUUUCUAAUUAUCCAUUCUUUGUUUCACAAAACUGUUAAUGCAGAAUAUGUAACAUUACAGUUUGCUCUGUGUUUGAUUGUUAAACCCCCUGAGUACUAGAUGGUUAAUAAGCAAUUUUUCUUAACAAACUGCUAAUCCGUAUGGAUCAUCUAUAAUCCAAGAAGAUAGAUUGGUUAAUUACCAGUAACAAGAGACCAAGUGGACUGUCCUAGGUAUGUAGACUGAAUACCAAGUUGGAUGUAGAGAUGUGGGUUGAGUAAAGGUACAUAAGAACAUAUUUGACCUCUAUGUGUUUAAUAAUGGCAGAGGUUAUAUAUAAACCAAAUUAAUGAAGAGAAUAUGGCCAAUCCCUUUAACACUGCGGCAGGAUAAAUCGAUAGGCACUUUGCAGUAGUACUCCCCACCAGCAGCCCUUAUUGCCUGCCGAUUGGGGCAGAACCUGUGGACUUAGAGGUCCUAUUAAAGUCCAAAGAGGCCAUUGCAGAUAAUUCAGCUGGUAAUUUUAAUUCUUUGUCUUUUCGGUAGAUCAUGUUAUAUUCUGAAACUUUAUAUCUUCCU
Pelobates fuscus (common spadefoot toad) is the source of this 2939-nucleotide messenger RNA. RefSeq names its product endonuclease V (gene ENDOV). The record is from RefSeq and is a predicted model, not a curated record. Gene Ontology annotation, cellular component: cytoplasm; nucleolus. The coding region runs from base 9 to 842 and encodes 277 amino acids. Gene Ontology annotation, molecular function: RNA endonuclease activity producing 5'-phosphomonoesters, hydrolytic mechanism; single-stranded RNA binding. Gene Ontology annotation, biological process: DNA repair. The transcript is spliced from 8 exons. NCBI's taxonomy places the organism in Eukaryota, Metazoa, Chordata, Amphibia, Anura, Pelobatidae.